AUGUUCCGCUUCAUCGCUGUGUUCUUCGCCCUGGUUGCCAUGGCUUUCGCUGCUCCUGGCUACAUCGAGCCCUCUUACGGAGUGGUUCCUGUGGUGAAGUCUGUCCCGGUGGUGCAACAUGUUCCGGUGGUGCAGCACGUUCCAGUGGUGAAGCACGUCCCAGUGGUGCAGCAUGUUCCUGUGCUGAAGUCCUACGGUGUGCCCGCCUACGGACACCACAUCUACCACGGUUAG
Molecule: messenger RNA, 234 nt
Organism: Drosophila santomea
Lineage: Eukaryota; Metazoa; Arthropoda; Insecta; Diptera; Drosophilidae
Exons: 2
Coding region: 1-234 (77 amino acids)
Source: RefSeq, a predicted model, not a curated record